Molecule: messenger RNA, 1192 nt
Organism: Neltuma alba
Lineage: Eukaryota; Viridiplantae; Streptophyta; Magnoliopsida; Fabales; Fabaceae
Product: pathogen-associated molecular patterns-induced protein A70
Exons: 1
Coding region: 101-997 (298 amino acids)
Source: RefSeq, a predicted model, not a curated record
CAGAGAGAGAGAGAGAAAGAGACAACAUCACUUUCUCAGUACAUACCCUCCCUCCCUCUCCCCCCUUGUUGGCUGUCGUCUCCCACGCCCUCCGAGAGCCAUGUUUGGAGAAUCUGUAUCAUCUACUCCCUCGAUCUGGGCCGUCGUCUACAGCUGGUUCACUCCCACUGUCUUCUUCCUCCUCCUCCAGCUCAUGAUUGGCACCAUUUUCAUUACUUCCACCUUCGCCAACAACAGACCCCAUAACGAACCAGAAUCUCACGACGACCGUCCCCCUCAACAACUCGCUAGAUCUCCCUCUGUCCUACAGAGACUCAAAUCCAUCAAUUUCUACAAUUACAGAUCCCAGGAAUCCCCUCACCACACCUCAGAAUUUCAAACCUCCCAUGAAGCUCCUCAACCUCCGCUUCCGAGAUCUCCAUCUAUGCUUCAGAGGCUCAAGUCCAUCAACCUCUAUAAUUACUUCCCUACUGACCCCAUUUCUUCCAGGUUCUCCUCUCCUGACGCAACUCAUGAACCGGCCAGCCAUUUUGAGUUGCCGAAUGCUGUUGAACAGGAGAAACACCAUUUGGACGAUGCGCCGGUGGUGGAGAGCGAUGGAGAGGUAGAAGAGGAGGACGGUGUCGGGGAAAUCCAGCAUACCGAGCUAGAGCUGUCUCUUGAUGAUGUUUACAGCGAUUUGCAAGGGGUUCACGUAAGCAGGACUAAGUCGGACACGAAGCCGGCGUCCGGCGAGGUGCUGGAAAAGCUUCCCAGGAAGAUGAAGAAGUCGGCGACCACAAAAUCGGCAUUCUCGCAUUUUAGGGAAGAAGACAUUGUAGAGAAUCGGCGGCCGGCGACCAUGAGAGAGGCGAAGGUGAGCGAGUCGGAGGCAGACGAGGAGGUGGACGCGAAGGCGGACGAUUUCAUCAACAAGUUCAAGCAGCAGUUGAAGCUGCAGAGGCUUGAUUCCAUAAUGAGGUACAAGGAAGUAAUCCAAAGAGGAAGCGGAAAGUAACAACAGGGAAUGGGAUUUCCUUUUUGCUGGGUGGGUUUGCUGCUAUAAUUUUCGUUAUUAAUCUGAGAAUUGGGUCCUGUAAAAGUAAAACUAGGGCUUUUAUUUGAUUUUGUACUAAAACGAAACUAGUCUGUCAGAUGCCGGGGGAUGUUGAAGCUUAAUAUUUUUACAUAUAUGACCCUUAUUGUUACUCCA